Microcebus murinus (gray mouse lemur) is the source of this 2230-nucleotide messenger RNA. NCBI's taxonomy places the organism in Eukaryota, Metazoa, Chordata, Mammalia, Primates, Cheirogaleidae. The record is from RefSeq and is a predicted model, not a curated record.
CCCCUGGGGGGCGGGCCUCGGGGGCGGAGCCUGCUUGAGGACGGCCCACACCGCCUAGGCUUACCCGGAUCAAUGGAGUGGGCGGGGCCACACCGCUCCGCCGGGGACCGAUUCAAACUGAGGGAGGCGGGGAUUGGCUGAGUCGGGCCAGGGAGAGGAAACCACGCAGCGAUAGGCAUAAGUCAUGUGACUGGCAGGCGGAAGACCCUGUGUUCAAUUUCCAUUGAGAAACGCUGUUUAGGCAGCGGAAUCCUAAGAAUGAGAGGAGCAGUCGUUCACGGAGAGAUCGUAGCCUCCUGUGGGAAAUAGGAUUUGUGUAAGAGCAAUUGUGAACUGCAAUUGCAAGGCAGAGAUUGUGUCCGUGAGUGGAAUUAAAAAUUAAUUGGCCAACAGCUCAAGGCCGAACGGACUAAGUAUCCUCAAGAAGCAGGGUUUUGGUAGUUUAACGCCCUAAACCACCAAUAAAAUAGUUGAAUUUAACGGCGUAAUAAUCGUAAUACUGAUAAUUGAACGACGGAAUGAUUUUCCAAUGGAGGCGAAUAAACGCUGGGUAGGCGGAGCGCUCUGGAGUGACAGACACAACUUUGGACCAACGGUCAGGUGCAUUCCAGAGGGGAGGGGAGAGGCCAUGGCCGUCCCAGCCAAGAAGAGGAAGAUGAACUUCUCCGAGCGGGAGGUGGAGAUCAUCGUGGAGGAGCUGGAGCUGAAAAAGCACCUGCUGGUGAACCACUUCAAUGCCGGGGUCCCCUUGGCCGCCAAGAGCGCAGCCUGGCACGGCAUCCUGAGAAGGGUCAACGCUGUGGCCACCUGCCGCAGGGAGCUGCCUGAGGUCAAGAAGAAGUGGUCUGACCUCAAGACUGAGGUCCGUCGCAAGGUUGCCCAGGUCCGGGCCGCCGUGGAGGGUGGCGAGGCACCGGGGCCCACUGAGGAGGAUGGAGCUGGUGGGCCUGUGACAGGCGGUGGCAGUGGCGGCAGCGGCCCAGCUGUAGCCCCAGUACUGCUGACUCCCAUGCAACAACGCAUCUGCAACCUGCUGGGCGAGGCCACCAUCAUCAGCCUGCCCAGUACCACAGAGAUCCACCCCGUGGCCCUCGGACCCACGGCCACUGCAGCUGCAGCCACGGUCACCCUGACACAGAUCCCCACUGAGACAGCCUAUCACACACUGGAGGAAGGAGUGGUGGAGUACUGCACUGCUGAGGCCCCCCCACCUUUGCCGGCCGAGGCCCCCGUGGAGAUGAUGGCCCAGCACACAGAUGCAUCUGUCAAGCCGCAGGCACUUAAGAGCCGAAUUGCCCUCAACUCUGCCAAGCUGAUACAGGAGCAGCGGGUCACCAACCUGCAUGUGAAGGAGAUUGCCCAGCACCUGGAGCAGCAGAACGACCUCCUGCAGAUGAUCCGCCGCUCCCAGGAGGUGCAGGCCUGUGCCCAGGAGCGCCAAGCCCAAGCCAUGGAGGGUACCCAGGCGGCCCUGAGCGUCCUCAUCCAGGUCCUCCGGCCCAUGAUCAAAGAUUUCCGCCGCUACCUGCAGAGCAACACACCCAGCCCGGCUCCUGCCUCUGACCCUGGACAGGUGGCCCAGAACGGGCAGCCGGACAGCAUCAUCCAGUGAGGGCAGGGAUGGAGCCAGCCUUCCGCCAUGAUUGGAUGAAACCUCCGCGGUCUUACUCACCAUUGAUCACUGAGACCCUUGCAUCUCCCCAGAUCGUUUCCCAAGUUUGCUGUUUUGCUGCCGGUGCCUUGGCCACACAUGACCAAUGGUUACAACUUGAGGCUCCAGAUCUCAGCUAGACAAGUGAAGAUGCUGCCCUUCUGGGCACGAAUGUUUAGACUUGCUCAGCUCUGCUAUUGUGAUCAUAGGAAGAUGCCCCAAAGACGGUUGGGAGGUGACUGCUGUACCUUCGUCUUCUCUGUGGAGGCACACGCGCAGUGCCAGCUCCAGGGGCAUGGAGAGGGACCCAGCCCUGCGAGGGAGCUGGUGGUGGAAGGAAAGCCCUUCUCGGCCGGGCUGGAGAGCAGCAGGCCUGGAGCCUGAUGGCCCCAGCAGUGGAGCUGCAGGGACUUCCCAAGGAUUUGGGACUUGGUUUGGUUUUUCUCUGGGGUUGGAAAUCUGAGCCAAUAUUGUGUCUGUUCCAUUUGGGUAUAAAGAGAAAGCCUGGAUCACUUAAACUGACUAGUUCUUUCCAGGUCAUAAUUUUAAAUUAAAAAAAUAAUCACUUUUUUAUACAUG